Molecule: messenger RNA, 2508 nt
Organism: Schistosoma turkestanicum
Lineage: Eukaryota; Metazoa; Platyhelminthes; Trematoda; Strigeidida; Schistosomatidae
Source: the annotation of a GenBank genome assembly
UAGAUACCCGCGGUUAUUUCGAAGUUCAAGAAUCUCUUGGUCGAAAUGCGCAGGACGGACUCGCCUGUUGCUUCAAACGGUUACCGAAACAGUGUAUCACCUAGAGGUCGUCGAUAUAGUCGAUCUAGAUCUCGUUCAAAAUCACACUCACGUCGAUACAGAAGCCGGAGCGGUAGUCGUGACUUUUAUCGUCGCAGCCCUGGCUACGGAUAUCGCAGUUCAGGCCGAAAGAGGUUUCUUGGACCACGCGAAAAUCCUACUCCUUCCAGAUGCCUUGGUGUUUUUGGGUUAUCUCUUCACACUCAAGAAAGAAACCUGUAUGAUAUUUUUUCUCAAUAUGGAAAUAUUGAAGAUGUACAAUUAGUUUUCGAUAACUACACAGGUCGCUCACGCGGAUUUGGUUUUGUAUAUUUCACUCACGUCGCUGACGCAAAAGCUGCAAAGGCCGAUGCACACGGAAUGGAAAUUGAUGGUCGACCUAUUAGGUGUGAUUUCAGCAUCACUGAAAGACCACAUUCGCCCACUCCUGGCAUAUACAUGGGACGACCAUCAAGACGCCCUAUUCCUCGGAGACGAAGUAUUUCCCCACGUGGACGCUAUUCUCGUUCAAGGUCUCGUUCGCGUAGCUAUGAUCUUGUGUGAAUGUCAAAUAAGAAAAUAGAAUACUCUAAUGUUAAGAAAUUAUACAGAAGAGUAAUGAAAACGAAGAACUGACAUGAAGUAAUUCCGAAAUAAUUAUAUGUGGACAAGGAAAUUAAAUAACGAGAAACUGAGAAUUUCGCAGAACCUGAACGCUGUUACUGAACCCAGUCAUCUGUUCACUGGAUUUAAUUUAGGCGGUCCGCUCCUACCGAAUAUUUCUAACGAAACUACUCAUUUCGACAGAUUCGUUCUGAUGUAUUCGACAUAUCAUAGCCUUGUGGUGCUCUAAAUUCCAUGAAAAGAGGUGUUGUAAGUCAUUCGAUCGCAGUCUCUGUAUGAACUUUGGAAGGGCUAGUGAGAAUGCCUAGGCGCAUGCUAUCUGAACUCAUUCGAAUCACAAGAAACCUCAAAAUAAUAGUUUCAGGAUUACUGGAUCUUGAAUUGAAUAAGAGAAAUAAAAUAACGAUCUGAAAUUUAUAUUAAGGCAAUUUGCAUCUGUACUAUGAAUUUCACUCGGCAAUCCAUUCACUAAUACGAAAACAUUUGAACAUGAACCGAUUGAUCGUAAGUUUAUUCGUUUGUCUUUUUUAGCUAUUCGAGGUAUGCGUGAUCAAGACAGUUACAACUUUUUGGGUUAUCAAUGUAAUGCAUGCAAUCAUCAAGACAAAGCUUUUAUGACCAUUGAUUGUUGUAAUUUUGCAAACUAGUACAUACAAAAAUUUAAGGAUUGACAAAGGUAACAAAGAUGUAGCGUGUCCCUUCCGUUGUCGGUAGUCCUUCGUGCAAAUGAGUCACUCUUCCUGGACUGACCACUGCCCACCCGACACGUGUAUCAACGAUUGAACAGUUGUAACGAUUGUAGCGUAUGCCACCUCCCUGCAAAUGAAAGUAAUAGGUUAAAGUAUCGGUCCAAUUAAGCACUGUAUUCGUGUUAAAGAUUACUCACUUUAUAGUCUUUUCCAGGCUGGUUUAGUCCAAUAUUGAGUGUGUAGGAAGACGCAUCAUGAUGAGGUCUCAACGCAGGUUGUUCGUCUGGCUUGUAUCUAACGACGAAAUUCAUACGUGCCCAUGGCUACAACAGUUUAAUAGCGAAAUAACAGUAUUAGCGAGACAUAAAAUAGGUAUAUAAUUUUAACCUUCACAUUGGUGCUUGGGAUUACCUACCUUGUCAUCAUAUCCUUGGAAGAUUUUCUUUUGCAUUUUAUGCACGUACUUUUCUAGAACAUAAAGCCAGUUUUCCUCCCAAUCAAUUUGGCGCAUGUGAAUAUCCCUAGUUGGUACAUUCUCGUAACCGCCUUCUAAUCUUGGAUCAUAGUUAUCUCCUGUUGACCACUGUCCAUAGUUCUCUACUUCUUCAAUAAGAUGUUUACAGAAAGUUUCUGAUACCAGAGGAAACCAAAAUACGUCUGGACAUGGUUGUGCAAUGUCUGUCAUUGUCACUUCAGGUUUUGCAAAGUCGAAGUAUUGUGGGUGUAUAUAUUUUUCUUCCCAGUCCUGUUCAAUUUCGAAUAAUAAUCAAAAGUUUAUGGUUGUAAUAUAUAUGAUAAGCAGUAAUCGCAGUUUGUGACGUUAAUAGUUAACUACAAUAUAAAACAGUUGUCAUCUUUGUUUUUCCACGCAGUUUAUAACUAUGAAUGUUGAUUCUGAUAAUGGGCAGAUGGCAUCACUGAUUUCUGUCAGAAUGUUUUCCCUUGUAGAUUCGUUUUAGCGCUUUAUUGUUCCUGUGAAUUCUUAUGCAUACAAACAUUAUUAUGGAGAAAAUCCAUUUGGUGAAGCGAUUUGAUGGAACUCUAACUUGUAACUGGUUUUUUGUGCAAUUAAACACAUCGUACAAUUUUCACAAAUAUAAUUUUUGUCUAUGAUAAA